AUGUUCCAAUGGGCCAAAGACUGGGUCGUAGACAAAGCCUCCGGCCUCGCCGCGACGGCAAUCCAAGCGGGCGGCACAAUGGCCGGCAACGCCGUCGGCGGCGCCGGCACGCUGAUCGAGAACAGCGGCCGCAACGUCUCCCAAAGUGCGAACGGUCAGUCCAGUCCCUUUCCUUUCCCAAAUCAGCGGGAAUCCUUGCUUGGGGGGUUUUUUUUUCUUGUUUUCUGAUCGGUAGCGCGUUGCACAGGUGCUAUUGGGGGUGUGGGGAGUUAUAUUAAUUCUUAUGGGGAUGGGAUUAAGAAUAGUAUGGCGGCGAGUGGGAGUGGGAGUGGGGGUGGGGGUGGGGAGAGGAAGGUUCCUGUGAAGGCGAGUUCGGCGGUGGGAGGGGGAGGAGGGGGAGGAGGGAAAGGGACGACGAAGGCAUUGCCUUCUUCUUCUUCUUCUUCUUCCGCCGCGACGAAAGCAUUACCCGCUCCCGCCGCCUCAUCGACGUCUUCCUCCGCGACGAAACCGAAACACACCACCCCUCUCCCCUCAAAACCCCCGCCCGCCACAGCGAAUCGCAACCUCCCGGCCAAGAAACCCUCCACCACCACCAGACCGACCCCGACUCUGCCGCAGAUCUCCUCCUCAGCAGCCGACCGAACCCCGGAUGGGAAAGUGAAGAUCUCGCCCGCGUCGAGGCCCCAGCAGGGCGGCAAGUCGAACAUCGCGACGAAGAAUGGGAACACGCCGAAGCCGGCGGCGCUGUCCAAGGUUGCGGCGGGCAAGGCGGAUAGGACGCCCGAGGGGAAGGUGAGGAUUUCGGCUGCGAGUCGGCCGAGGAAGGCUGUGAGUGCGCGUUAG
Molecule: messenger RNA, 846 nt
Organism: Lecanosticta acicola
Lineage: Eukaryota; Fungi; Ascomycota; Dothideomycetes; Mycosphaerellales; Mycosphaerellaceae
Source: the annotation of a GenBank genome assembly